CAGGGGGCAUUAUUAAAGCUCGAAUCUCGUGAAGCUCUGCGCGCAUUUUGUGGCGUUCGUUUCGCGCAAUUCGACGGCAUCAUGAGGAUAUCGUCGCUGAGCGUACUUUUCAUCCUGGUGUACGUCGUGGCUGUCGCCCUGAGGGUCUCGGCAGUGCCUGAAAUAUGCAUGCACGGCAACAGACAAUUGACCGUUGGCCAAGUAUAUAUCGACUGCUUCGUUAAGGUGACGUGUCACGCGAAAGGAGUAACCGAAGUAACGCAGUCAUGCAGACAGUACACCUGCGAGCGACCGAGCAUGUGGCGCGGUUACAAGCGAUUCGACAGUACGAAGCCCUACCCGGAUUGCUGCGCCGGAUCGAUUUGCGGAGACGGUCGCAUUAUCUACCUAAGCACCCCAAUGAGAUCCUACCGUCGACCGAAGAGAUUCAUCAAACGGUCGCCUCACGUGAUGGGAAUAAAAUUUGCCUGAGCGUCGGCAGCGAGGCCGUGAACGAAAAUUUUGCAGCAGCGCGCCCCGCUGACGCAUCAUUUUUCAACGUCGACACCUGGCACUGACUCGGAAGAUCCUCGGAAAGCAAUCACGCAAAGCGAAGCGACGAAAUUCGCCGGAUCGUUGGUCCAAUUCAUUCGUGGGCUUAGAUUUUUAAAGGUCAUCGAAAGGCGUCCUCGCGAGAGAACCACCAAUUAUCCGGCGGUCGAUAUUUCUUCGAAACCAUCCCCCAGUUCAGGAUGGUCCUGACAGGCUGUCUUUUCAUGAUCAUCCUUCUAUUUGAGUCUCAACAAGCGAAUCUCCCUGCUCGGAGAGGUAGCACAUUAUUCUCCAUCGCCGAAAGGAGAGUUCGUCAUCUCAAGUUUCCCCCCGACGCGACGAUUCCAUAUAGUUUUUAAAGUUUAAGUUUAAGUUUAAAACAGAAAAAACCCGUUUUUCCCCAUUUUUGUACGAAUUUCUUCAGUUUCUGUCUUGAGGAUACAAAAAUUCGUUUAGAAAAACUCAUAUGUGUUCGAUCAAAGUAUGCUAAAUUUAUUUUUUCUUCGUAAAAAAGGUAAAACCAAACAAAUCUGCUGAAAAAUUGGGAGAAAAACAAUUUUUUCCAAAACUUUAAAACCAUGAUUUCGUAUUUUUAUACGCGAUACACAUUUUCCUAAAGUAAAUCAGUAAAAGCGUUCCUCUGAUUGUAAAUCAGAAAAAGCAUUCAAUGAACUUUUUAGAAAAACACUCCUACUGCUUAGUUGAAAGAGGCUAAUAAGACAAAGCAGUAAAGUGGACAAGAGGUGUAAAAACCUCUCGGGAUGUACAAUCCUUAAUUAAAAGAGGCCAAUAAGAACCGGCGCUGGUAAAUGGUUACGGGAUUAAAAAUUAGUAGACUUAAAAAGUUAAUGAGUCGAAACAAUAGUCGGUUUUUGUCACUGAAGAGGGUCGGUACCUACUACCGAAAUGUUUGGUUUCAUCGCCUCUUUCAAUUAAGAAUUUUAUAUCCCGAGAGCUUGAUUCAUAUAUUCUUAUCUCUCUCGUCCACUUUCGUCUUGUGUCUCAUUGAUCUUGACCGGUGAAAAUAAGAUUUCCCUGCAACAUGUACACGGAGAAAUUAUUGUAAUAAAAAUGACCACAAACUUUUGUAACGUUGGACCAUACCGGAAUUAUAACUGAAAUUAUAAUGUGUGUUCUAAUUUUUAGUGUUGUAUUUCAUUGUAUACAUCACUAAAGAUUACAGCACACAUAAUAAUUUCAGUCAUAACUCCGGUUGUAGACCAACGUUAAAAAAUGUUGUAAUAACUUUUGCUACAAUAUUUUCUCCGUGUAUCUAUCACACAAAUUCGUUAUACUUGAUUGUACCAAAUACAACUUUCCGCUUUUAUGACGAUAGAACGAACGGUUUCCAUGCGUCUUGCCUUGCGUGCAAUGACACAUAAUUUUACUUUAACCUAUGUUUGCAAGCUACAUUGAUAAUAGAAGCAGUCGCUGCUAUUAACCGAUCCUUUCAGCGAAGUUUCACUGAUUGCAAUGCUAUACUUAUGAACUCAACCGCCAAUCAUAAGUAAAGCGUGUUUCAGUGAAGAAUAUACUGAUUGUACUUUAGAUAGCGCACGUAGAAUGAAAAGCCGAGAAUAUUAACGACGAGUUCUCCACUCAUAUUUUUCCUCAUCGGAAUGCCUGUUCCCUUCAGCCGUACCUGGCAUGAUCGAUCUCUCUCUUUCUUCGUUUCUUCUCUUGAAGGGGAAAGAGCAAAUUCGAGGACGGAAAACGCGCGAAGAUAUGCGAAAAGAUGCAGCUGCGAGGAACGGGCACUUUUGCACAACGCUUUCGCGAAUCAACGUGGGAUUUGCGUCAGUGAUUCAGCCGUCGGAUGUUCGCCUGCGUUAAGCUUUCGUUUCGACAGAAACCACGCGAGUUUCUUACGUAUAUACACAUGUAAGAUUAAUGAAACUAAUAUUCGCUAAAUAACCGCAUAUAUGACAUGUAGACAUAUAUAUAUAUAUUCCAUAUGACACGUGA
Dinoponera quadriceps is the source of this 2496-nucleotide messenger RNA. RefSeq lists its product as uncharacterized. The record is from RefSeq and is a predicted model, not a curated record. Bases 82 to 471 code for a protein of 129 amino acids. The transcript has 3 exons. NCBI's taxonomy places the organism in Eukaryota, Metazoa, Arthropoda, Insecta, Hymenoptera, Formicidae.